CGAGGCGGGCGCAGAGCGGCAGCGGCUGCGGAGCCGGCGGGGGAAGCGGCGGCGCUCCUGGCUCGCGCUCUCCGCCAACCGCCAGCUCGCGCGCCCGAGUUCGUAGAUGGGGCUGAGCGGCGCCCGCUGAGGAGGGGACGGGGAGCGGGAGCCGGUGCCAGCCGCAGCCAUGCAGCAGGUCCUGGAUAACCUUACUGAUCUGCCGACAUCAACAGGCGCUGAAGAAAUAGACCUGAUUUUUCUUAAAGGAAUUAUGGAAAACCCUAUUGUAAGAUCACUUGCUAAGGCUCAUGAGCGACUGGAAGAUUCUAAACUUGAGGCUGUCAGUGACAACAACCUGGAGUUGGUGAAUGAAAUUCUUGAAGACAUCAGUCCCUUAGUAAAUAAAGAUGAAAAUAUUGCAGAAUUGGUUGGAAUACUCAAGGAGCCUCAUUUUCAGUCACUCUUGGAAGCGCAUGAUAUUGUGGCUUCAAAAUGUUACGAUUCCCCUCCUUCUAGCCCAGAAGUCAAUAAUUCUUCAGUGAACAAUCAGAUUGUUCCAGUAGAUGCUAUUCGUAUCCUCGGAAUUCACAAAAGAGCAGGAGAGCCACUGGGUGUUACGUUUAGAGUUGAGAACAAUGAUCUGGUAAUAGCACGAAUUCUUCAUGGUGGAAUGAUAGAUCGACAAGGUCUUCUGCAUGUAGGUGACAUUAUCAAAGAGGUGAAUGGCCAUGAGGUUGGAAACAAUCCAAAAGAACUGCAGGAACUGCUGAAAAAUAUUAGUGGCAGUGUCACUCUGAAGAUUCUCCCCAGCUACAGAGACACUGUUAUUCCUCAACAGGUUUUUGUGAAGUGUCAUUUCGAUUAUAAUCCAUAUAAUGACAACCUCAUCCCAUGCAAAGAAGCAGGUUUGAAAUUUUCUAAAGGAGAAAUUCUUCAGAUUGUAAACCGGGAAGAUCCAAAUUGGUGGCAGGCUAGUCAUGUCAAAGAAGGAGGAAGUGCAGGGCUGAUUCCUAGCCAGUUCCUGGAAGAGAAGAGAAAGGCCUUUGUUAGGAGGGACUGGGACAACUCGGGGCCUUUCUGUGGAACAAUAAGCAGCAAAAAAAAGAAAAAGAUGAUGUACCUCACUACAAGAAAUGCAGAAUUUGAUCGUCAUGAAAUCCAGAUCUAUGAGGAAGUAGCCAAAAUGCCUCCUUUUCAGAGGAAAACACUCGUCUUAAUUGGGGCCCAAGGAGUGGGGCGAAGAAGUUUAAAGAACAGGUUUAUAGUACUGAAUCCUACUAGGUUUGGAACUACGGUGCCGUUUACUUCACGGAAGCCAAGGGAUGAUGAGAAGGAUGGGCAAGCAUACAGAUUUGUGUCACGAGCUGAAAUGGAGAUGGACAUUAAAGCUGGCAGAUAUUUAGAGCAUGGAGAAUAUGAAGGAAAUCUUUAUGGCACCAAAAUUGAUUCCAUCCUUGAAGUUGUUCAGACAGGAAGGACCUGCAUCUUGGAUGUAAAUCCACAGGCCCUGAAAAUACUGAGGACUUCAGAAUUCAUGCCCUAUGUAGUGUUCAUUGCUGCUCCAGAAUUGGAGACUUUGCGUGCUAUGCACAAAGCUGUGGUAGAUGCUGGAAUUACAACCAAACUUCUCACUGACACGGAUUUGAAAAAAACAGUGGAUGAAAGUGCACGGAUCCAGCGAGCAUACAACCACUAUUUUGAUCUGACCAUUGUAAACGAUAACCUAGACAAAGCCUUCGAGAAGCUACAGACUGCUAUCGAGAGACUGAGGCUGGAGCCGCAGUGGGUCCCAAUUAGCUGGGUAUAUUGAUAUUUCUCAAGAGGAGCUUAACAAAUAAAAUCAACUGCAGCAGAUACGCUAACGUGAUGUUGUGUAGAUACUGACGAUAACCUACGGCACCUGUGCAUUUUUACUCUGUGUAUAUUCAAAAGUACACUAUUCUGAAUUUUUAUAAAAAUGUUGAAGGGAAAGUGUACUUAAAUAUGUAAUUUAUUUUAAUUUUUCUAACUUUUUACAGAUAACCUUUCUAUUCAUAUCACAUGAAGGAAAUGCGUUUAAGCAUUUUUAUAUGUUUUGAUUUAGUACCUUUGCCUUUUUUGUCUAAGAAACUUUCGGUCAUUCACUUCAACAUUUACAUCUUGGUCUUACAUUUUCACUGUGAUUUAAAAAGAGGAUACUUGAAACAAUUUUUGUAAAACUUGUUAAUGUAAGUGUUUAACUGGUCAAAAGUCUAUAGCUCUUAUUAGGAAAGAAUACUAAUUUCUUUGGGAUUAUUCUUUUCUUCCUUAAAAAAGUAAUAAUUUCAUGGGAGCAGAAUUUUAAAUACUAAAAGCAGCAACAAACACACAGCUCCAUUGCUCUAGCUUCUUUCAGCUUCAUGUUGGUGCAUCCUUGAUGUUUCACAAAUUCUUGAUGUCUCUUGAUUUAGACAACCGUUGUGUAGGUUCCCUGAUACGUGUCUCUUAAAAUAACAUCAAGCAAUACCUUGCAAGCUGCUUAUUAGGCUUUGCUUGGGAGCCAAGCUGUUAGCCUGUUGUGGUUGAAGUGCUGACGUUAGAAAGCUUGUCCACAAGGUAAUUCAGUGCAAUUUGAGUAAUAGUGAAGUAGCCUGAGAGAGAACCUGAUAACGUGGAGCACCGUAGAGUGAUGCAUAAUGUUUAGGACUAUUUACUCAUAGUUGUGAAAACACAUUGCUUUUAACAAAAAAAGAAAAACCAAAAACAAAAACAAAAAACCACCAAGAAAAAAAGCCAACAAAAAAAGGCAUUUUCUUUUCUUAGGACAUUGUUUGAUAUUUGUAUAGUGAUUUGUGGCUUAAUUUCCUGCACUAUCUAGCUGGGUUCUAUAUUAUCUUUUUGAGUAUUUGUGUGUGAUCAACUGCUGUAUUUUUGAGUGUGAUGUAGUGGAAUUUCUGUGCUUUUUGCUACAUUGUUUUUAAUGGCAUUUUUCAUUAGAAAGCUUGUGAAAUAGAAGCUUAGGGCUAAAAAGCAAUGUUGUUUAUACCUUUUUUGUUUUACAACAUACUUCCCUUUUGUUUAGUGACAGUUCUCCCCUUAGUAGGCUCAUUGAUGUAAUUCGUAAUAAGUUCAAGUUCAUCGAUCGAAACUUAGUGAUGUAAAUUUCUGCUUAAUAAGAACAAAAUGAAAAUAUAGCUUGUUCCUAAGACUA
Molecule: messenger RNA, 3151 nt
Organism: Falco peregrinus (peregrine falcon)
Lineage: Eukaryota; Metazoa; Chordata; Aves; Falconiformes; Falconidae
Gene: PALS2
Product: protein associated with LIN7 2, MAGUK p55 family member
Exons: 12
Coding region: 170-1792 (540 amino acids)
Cellular component (GO): plasma membrane; cell-cell junction
Molecular function (GO): protein binding
Source: RefSeq, a predicted model, not a curated record